GCCACCCGGCUGACGUCAUACCCCGGGAGCGCUAGUGCGCAUGCGCAAAGAACUGGCGCAGGCGCAUGGGCGGCAUGCUCCAUACCGCCCGACUCACUCCCUCCCCUGGCCUGAUGGGAAGGGGUCAAAAUGGCGGCGGCCGGCGCUGUGGCUACUCGGCUGCUCCUGCUCUUGCUGAUGGCGGCAGCAGCCCCCAGCCGGGCCCGGGGCAGUGGCUGCCGGUCCGGGGCCGCUCUGCGGGGGGCGGGAGCAGAAGGUCGAGAGGGUGAGGGCUGCGGCACCGUGGGGCUGCUGCUGGAGCACUCAUUCGAGAUCGAUGACAGUGCCCACUUUCGGAAGCGGGGCUCAUUGCUCUGGAACCAGCAGGAUGGCACUUUGUCCCUGUCGCAGCGGCAGCUCAAUGAGGAGGAGCGGGGCCGGCUUCGGGAUGUGGCAGCCCUGAAUGGCUUGUACCGUGUCCGGGUCCCUCAGCGCCCUGGGGCCCCUGAUGGCCCAGAAGCUGGCAGCUAUGUCUCCUCUUUUGUCCCUGCGUGCUCCCUGGUGGAGUCGCACCUCUCGGACCAGCUGACUCUGCACGUGGACGUGGCUGGCAACGUGGUGGGUGUGUCAGUGGUGACGCACCCUGGGGGCUGCAGGGGCCACGAAGUGGAAGACGUGGACCUGGAACUGUUCAACACCUCUGUGCAGCUGCAGCCGCCGGCCACCGCCCCGGGUCCUGAGACCGCAGCCUUCAUUGAGCGCCUGGAGAUGGAGCAGGCCCAGAAGGCCAAGAACCCCCAGGAACAGAAGUCCUUUUUCGCCAAAUAUUGGAUGUACAUCAUUCCUGUCGUCCUGUUCCUCAUGAUGUCAGGAGCUCCAGACGCCGGGGGCCAGGGAGGGGGAGGCGGCGGGGGUGGUGGUGGGGGCAGUGGCCGCUGAGGGGCCGGGGCGUCAGUGCCUGGUCCUCUUUCGUCCAGGCAACUCCCUUCCUGCCAGAGUGCUCCUGUCCUUGAUCAUCCCGAGAAGGAUUUGCUAGCUCCUCCCAGCUCCAUCCCAUGAGGGUAGAAGGACACUCCUCCCCAGGAGUCCUUUCCCUCUGGGCAGACGGGUGGCCAGAUUCUGGUGCACCCUGCCUUCCCCUGUGGUCCCUCCAUGGCCCCAAAGACUUCCUCUUGCCCACAGCAUGGAGCUCGAGCUCCUGGUCCAGCCCUGACCUUGUGUUUGUCCCCCUUUCCCCUGAGCCUCGUAGUUUGGGAACAUGCCGAGUUCUCUCCAGCCUCUGUGCCUUUGUUCGUGGUCUUCUCGCCCUGCUUGUCCCUGGCUAGGCUAGAGGGUCCCUCUACCUUGUCUGACACUGGAUUGGGCCACGCACUUCCCACCUGUCUGCCCUUGAGGGGCCUGGCACAGAGCAGGUGUGGGCUGGCCAUGGGCGCUUCCUGGGCCCCAUUCGUCCCAGCAGCCCU
Molecule: messenger RNA, 1442 nt
Organism: Odobenus rosmarus divergens (Pacific walrus)
Lineage: Eukaryota; Metazoa; Chordata; Mammalia; Carnivora; Odobenidae
Gene: EMC10
Product: ER membrane protein complex subunit 10
Exons: 7
Coding region: 130-918 (262 amino acids)
Cellular component (GO): EMC complex
Source: RefSeq, a predicted model, not a curated record